Tripterygium wilfordii is the source of this 2499-nucleotide messenger RNA. RefSeq names its product rhamnogalacturonan I rhamnosyltransferase 1-like. The transcript is spliced from 8 exons. Gene Ontology annotation, cellular component: cytoplasm. Lineage: Eukaryota; Viridiplantae; Streptophyta; Magnoliopsida; Celastrales; Celastraceae. The record is from RefSeq and is a predicted model, not a curated record. The coding region runs from base 637 to 2169 and encodes 510 amino acids.
AAAUCACAGGCUUUCUUUUGUCACAGCGGUUCCAAUUGUAACGCCGACACCCUCUCUCUCUCUCUCUCUCUCUCUACCCUCUAUAUAUCUCAAUCCUCACUAAAGCAUUCGGCACAGUUCUCCGGCAACCCUCGCCGGGAUCUGGUCGGAUAAUCUGGAAACGCCGGAUCUCUCAACCUUUUUUUUUUUUUUUUUUUUUUUCUCUAUUUUGGGUGCCCAUUACAGAGGCAUUUGAGAAUAUCGUGGAUAGCAUUUCGAGGUUUGAUUUACAUUUGUCAAAAAAUUCUGGGUUUGGUGGUUUUUUUUGUUGGAGCUGUGUGGGUGUGGGUGAAAGAGUAGGUGAGCAUUUGGUCAUUAAAGAAAUGAAGAUUUGAAGAUGGGUUUGAUUAUUUUGAUUAUACAUUUGUGUUUUGUGGGAUUGAAGAUUGAUGUUUUACAGUUUCGGCGAGCUGUGGAUAAGUUAAAAGCACCGUCUUGUCUUCUUUGGGGAUAGAGGUUUUUUUCAGAAGAUCUACUGGCAUACAGGUCGCGUUGAUGUCAAAGCUUGAGUGGAAUAAUUUAUAGUCUCUUGUUUGAUUCUGGCCUUGAAGGGUCAAGUUGCUUCGAGUGAGAUCAAUUGGGAUUGACUACAAGAGAAUGUGCAAGACAGAGGAUUCUGUUGAGAGAGGUAACUAUAGGGAGGUGUGGAAGAUAAAGAUGGGAUUUUUGGGAGAUGGAAAGACAGAGAAGUUAAAGCAUUCGAUGGUUUCGAGUUCCCGAAUGAAGUUAUGGUUGAUCCGAGCUAUCACGACGGCAUUGCUAUGGACAUGUGUUGUUCAGUUGAUGGCGCUUGGAGAGAUGUGGAGACCCAGAUUAUUGAAGAGCUGGCCUUCUUGUCUUAAUCAUUCUCAUUUGUCGCUAGCCGUUGAUGAAUCUCUGCCGGCCAAAGUUGUUCUUCCGCCAAAGAGGGUAUAUAAGAAUAAUGGCUAUCUUAUGGUUUCUUGCAAUGGAGGACUGAACCAAAUGCGAGCAGCGAUAUGUGAUAUGGUUGCUAUUGCGAGAUACUUGAAUGUCACUCUUAUUGUACCAGAGCUGGAUAAAACUUCAUUUUGGAAUGAUCCAAGUGAGUUCCAAGACAUAUUUGAUGUUGAUCAUUUCAUCACUUCACUGAGAGAUGAGGUACGGAUAUUGAAAGAGCUACCGCCUAGGGUCAAAAGACGAUUUGAACUCGGAAUGUUUCACUCCUUGCCACCCAUUAGUUGGUCUAAUCUAUCUUACUACCUUCACCAGAUUCUUCCACUGGUACAGAAGCACAAAGUUGUUCAUUUGAAUAAAACUGAUGCUAGACUUGCUAAUAAUGGACUACCUAUAGACAUUCAGAAGUUGCGCUGUCGAGUAAAUUUCAGCUCUCUGAGAUUUACACCACAGAUAGAAGAAUUGGGUAGAAGGGUUGUCAAGAUUCUGCGGGAAAGAGGUCCUUUCCUAGUUCUUCAUCUCAGAUAUGAGAUGGACAUGUUGGCUUUCUCUGGCUGCUCUCAUGGUUGCAAUAGUGAUGAGGUUGAAGAGCUGACAAGAAUGAGGUAUGCUUAUCCCUGGUGGAAGGAAAAAGUUAUAAAUUCUGAAUUGAAGAGGAAAGAAGGCUUGUGUCCCCUGACACCUGAGGAGACUGCCCUAGUAUUAAGUGCCCUGGGAAUUAAUCACAAUGUUCAAAUUUAUAUUGCUGCUGGUGAAAUCUAUGGUGGACAAAGAAGGAUGGCUUCUCUGGCUGCAGCAUUUCCUAAUUUGGUUAGGAAAGAAACUCUACUGAAACCUUCAGAUUUGAUAUUUUUCCAAAACCACUCAUCCCAAAUGGCGGCAUUGGACUAUCUUGUCUCUCUUGAAAGUGACAUAUUUGUUCCUACGUAUGAUGGAAACAUGGCCAAAGUUGUCGAAGGCCAUCGCAGAUUCUUGGGUUUCAAGAAGACUAUUGCAUUGAACAGAAAGCUUCUAGUUGAUUUGAUAGACCAGUACAGCAAUGGAUCAUUGAGUUGGGAUGAAAUUUCUUCCAUUGUGAAGGAUACUCAUGCUGAUCGUAUUGGGAACCCAAGAGAACGACUAGUCAUAGCAGAUAGACCGAAGGAAGAAGAUUACUUCUAUGCCAAUCCGCAUGAAUGCUUGCAAUCGUUAGAUGAACCAUUGAGGUACACAUGAUACUGCUCAUGCAAACAAGAUGGUUAUCUACCACCAUUACUCACAUCGACAAUUAGGGCACAGAGAGGACUCUAAUUAUGUUUAUGAACAUAGUUGAAGGAAGAACGGGGGCGCCUGAGCCGGGAUCAACUGAUAUUUAUAACUUUUUACUUUUUUUGAAUAAUUUGAUUACUGUAUAGUGUGACAAAGUAUUCCAUUGGAGGCCUAAUGUCACUUUACCUGGCAUUGUAUAAAAAGAAAAAGAAGGCAAAUUACAGAGCUUUGUUGGGCAGUUUUCAGACUAUUCACCCCUCCCAGAAAUGCCAUUUCUCCUAUCCUAGUUCUGAUAAA